AUGAAUCAACUCACGACUGAGCAGGAGAACCGUAAACGUAUCCGGAAGGUGGAGAACGCCUUCAGACGAUCAGGGAUGCCCUUGUCCAUUCCUGGUCGGGUUCUGAUGGGGGAAGGCAGGCUGUUGAAGCAGGGUCGUAAGAAGCAGGCGCUGAAGGCUUUCUUCCUCUUCAACGACAUCUUGGUGUACGGCAGCGUCAUUAUGAACGGCCACUGGUACAAAAAGCAGAAAAUCAUUGCUUUGGAGGACAUCAAGAUCGAGGACUUGGAGGACAGCGAGAACAUGAAGAACCAGUGGUUGAUGUGCACGCCUCGUAAGUCCUUCUACGUAUCCGCCUCUUCGUACGAAGACAAGCGGGCCUGGAUAGAUCACAUUCGGGACUGUCGGAGCAGAGUGCUGGAGGACACAGACAUCCAGCCGGGCACCAACUUCGCCAUGUCCUGGAUUCCCGACAAGAAUGCCCAGAAGUGCAUGCGCUGCCUCAAGAAAUUUAACGCAAUCAUCUGGAGACACCACUGCAGAAAGUGCGGGUUCGUGGUGUGCAACGAGUGCUCCAAGGAACGAGAACUCAUCGAGUACAUCGAUUCCACCCAGGAGGUGAGAAUCUGCAAAGUCUGCUACAACAAAGACGACAGCGACGACGACAGCUCCCGCCAGAGGGGAGACAGCUCAGGGAUGCAUAGCUCCGAGGAGGAGGAAGGAGCCAUGUCCGGGGAUGAAGAACAGGUCCAGACGUCAAGCAGCUGGCUGGACACCAAAGACGGCACCUGGGGGCGACUUAGCACAAUCUAUUUGUAA
Nematolebias whitei (Rio pearlfish) is the source of this 798-nucleotide messenger RNA. Its product is annotated as pleckstrin homology domain-containing family F member 1-like. The coding region runs from base 1 to 798 and encodes 265 amino acids. The transcript has 2 exons. Gene Ontology annotation, molecular function: phosphatidylinositol binding; metal ion binding. The record is from RefSeq and is a predicted model, not a curated record. NCBI's taxonomy places the organism in Eukaryota, Metazoa, Chordata, Actinopteri, Cyprinodontiformes, Rivulidae.